AUGACAUUCAAGUCGUUGCUGUACAGUACAUCGAGCGAUGGAAAAGUCGCCUACAUCACCUUAAACCGCCCAAAGCAGCACAAUGCUAUCGAUCAGCACAUGCCCCUCGAGAUACGCACCGCUGUUCAGGCCGCCAAUGCAGACCCCGGCGUUCACUGCAUUGUAAUAAAAGGCAACGGUCGCGGCUUCUGCGGUGGCUAUGACCUCGAUAUCUACGCUGCAAAUGCCCAGCGUGGAGAGACGGCGGGCAGUCAAGAUCUGUCUCGUGGGUAUGAGCCAUUCCAGGACUAUCUGUCCAUGAAGGAGUGCACAAACUGCUAUUCGGAGCUGUUUCACAGCCACAAGCCGACAAUUGCUCAAGUCCACGGAGCGGCCGUCGCAGGGGGGAGUGAUAUUGCGCUUUGCUGCGACAUGGUUGUCAUGGCCGAAGACGCGAGAAUUGGCUAUCCCCCGAGUCGGGUCUGGGGGUGUCCGACUACGGCAAUGUGGGCGUGUCGCAUUGGGCCGGAAAAGGCCAAGAGGAUGUUGUUUACGGGCGAUCUAGUCAGCGGCACUAGAGCUGAAGCUAUGGGUCUUGUUCUCAAGGCUGUUCCGUCUGCACAGCUGGAGGAGACGGUCAGGCUGCUCACAGACCGGAUCAAGACGGUUCCUGUCAACCAGCUCUGGAUGCAGAAGCAGGUUAUUAAUAGCACGAUUGAAGGGACGGUCUCAUCAUCACAACGGCUUGCGACGGUCUUUGAUGGCAUCACGAGAAACUCGCCAGAGGGCAUUCAGUUUCAGCAGCUUGCACAAGAGCGAGGCUUCAAAGCAGCAAUAUCGGCCAGAGAUGAGCCAGGGCGGAGUGAAGAAUAUAGAAAGAGGUGGAAAAGUGUGCUUUAA
Aspergillus puulaauensis is the source of this 879-nucleotide messenger RNA. Its product is annotated as putative secondary metabolism biosynthetic enzyme. The transcript has a single exon. Lineage: Eukaryota; Fungi; Ascomycota; Eurotiomycetes; Eurotiales; Aspergillaceae. Gene Ontology annotation, molecular function: catalytic activity. Bases 1 to 879 code for a protein of 292 amino acids. The record is from RefSeq and is a predicted model, not a curated record.